Molecule: messenger RNA, 7543 nt
Organism: Zeugodacus cucurbitae (melon fly)
Lineage: Eukaryota; Metazoa; Arthropoda; Insecta; Diptera; Tephritidae
Exons: 1
Coding region: 5493-7199 (568 amino acids)
Source: RefSeq, a predicted model, not a curated record
GCUUUAGAUUGUGGUUCGUGGUAAGACGAAGCUUUGGCGUGUUCAAUGCUCGCAUUAGUUGAUCGCAGAAAAAAGAACUAUCUUUGUCACAGUAGAAUAAUAUAGUGCUUGCAUCGAUACUCUUGCUUAGAUCGGCUAUAAACUCGGCUGACUGUUGAGCGUUUUUGAUUUGCACUAAAGACAGUACAGCACUGCUCAGGAGCACAAAACCCACCGACUGCGUUAAAUACAUUUUUGGACUGACGGAAGGACGUAAAGACAAUGGAUAUUUUUGCUUUAUUAUGUAUCUACAGAUUUGUUAUUAUGUAUGCGACUAAUUAACUAUUUCUCAUAAAGUAGUAAUUAAAAUGGUGUUAUGUAAGCAAUUUCUUAAUUACUUUCACGUCGUAUGAAAACCAUUGGUUAGAAAUUAACUCCCAAUACUCAAAAGUAUAGUAGGUGUGAAAGUCAAUACUCAUUUCCUAGCUAAUUAUAUGAUUUAAGAUAAUUACUCAUGGUGGAAUAUGUAUUGCAUUCAAUUAGAUUCAAAGCCAUUUUAUUAAUUGAAUGCGUGUAAAAAAUUACUUUCUCGACAAUUUUCAAAAUCAGAGAACCGGACCUUUAUAGAUUAUAGUAAAUAUAUAUAUUAAAAUAUCAGAACUUCUCCAAAUGUCUUUACUUAUAAAUCCUAUGCAUCAUUUGCUCGCCUAUGAAAGCUAAUAACGCCAUUGUGUAACCGCUGCCCAAAAGUAGAGCAGGCAUUUCGAAAUACUCCAAAUUUAGCGGCACCACCUCCCGGUCUUCCGUUGGAAAUGUAGUCAAGUUACCGUGCUGUAUCGAUUCCUCUAGUGACUCGGCCAAGGCAUGCCAGAAGAAACCGUAAUCGAGAAAGUGUAAUAUAUGCAUAUCGAGCAAAUCGGUAAAUGGCCAAUUCUUUUUUAUCGGUACACCACCGAUGGAUGACUCAACUGGAAUAUCUAGGAGCUUUGCACGCGGUCGCAACAGGAAACGUUGCCUGUACAAAUGCAGCUGACACAUGUCGAAGAACAUAAGCUGUGCAUAGUGGGGAUCCAGUGUAUCGCGGAGUGCCAUUACCUCAUUCAAUGGUCUUAUUUCGAAAAGCUCUUGCACGAUUCUAGGAAUUGCGAAAUAUUUAACAACUUGCUUAUCCUCAUCGGGCACUAAAACGGAAAUAUUCAGCCUGUGCAAAUCCUCGAAUGACUCGAUCUCUCGUUCAUAAAUUUCGGUGGUCAAGAUGCUGUAGAGGCAUGUUAAAUAUAUCGAUGAGAUUACGAAGCCGCAAACUUUAAACAGAAGUCGCAAGAACGGGUUAACAUUCCCGUGUAUUAGAGAUAACUUGCAAGGGAUUUGCAAGAGGCUGCCGAAAACUUCGAGAAAAAAGUAUUCAAAACGCCAAAAACCGUACUGCAGACGGCUAAUGAUCGUGGUUACAGCAAAUAUCAAAACAAAUGUCGCAAGCAAUAACUGCCAUACUUCCAGCGCAAAUGGUGUGAAGAAAUAACGGUAUCUGGGGAUAGAUUGAGGAUACCGCACAAGUAGAUAGCCCAUAUAAAUAAAUAUCGGGCGACUUAUUGAGAUUGCUUUAGUACUUAUAUACGAAUCGGCACACAGAUCCAAUUCUCUCACGGCGAGCAUAUCAAUACAAUAUUUCGUCGAGAACGUGUUAUUUGCCGGCACCUUAACUUCGACGAACUCGAGCGUGGCAUUAUAGCGCCAAGCGAAUAACCGUAAAAACUCCGGUACUAUUCCCCUAUAUACAUGCUUCCCUUGGAAGUCCUGGUAGAGUAUUGCACGUGGUGGAUUAUUGCCUAUACCAACGCGUAUCGGUGCGCCGUGAAAGUUUCUAUGCCGUUUUCUGGUACGUAAAUAAUUCGAAAGUGUUGUGUGGUGUAUAGCCAAACUAGGAAAUGGUGUGUAUGUGACGAGUUCCAGAGCUGUACGGUUCGCUUUCUUCCAGGAUUCUAAAAGUAGCACAUUUAGGAAACCAUUCGACCAGCACCAAUCGAAGAGCCAACGCCAUGCACCGAGUGUCAGUUGCGUUUUUUGUGGAGUACUAUUUGUUGUGGGAACCAAAGAUGCUUUCGUAGCCAUAAAGAGUAUAUGAGUAUGUUGGCUGUGGAGCAGAGUCCUUAGUAAUCCUGUGAGGUUUUGUUCUUCCGAAGCGUUGUUUCUUUCAAGUAUUGCUACAGCGAGUACAUCCGCGUGGUAGUAACCCUUCAAUUUGACAGCAGAGUUUGUGGUGAUUCUAAGUCGCGGCGUUUGCAAUUGCUUUAUCAAUCUAUUGCACAGAUUAUUAUCGGCAUCACAGUAAAAUAAUAAAGUAUGCGCACUGAUUCUACGACUUAAUGUGUCUAUAAACUGACCCGGCUGUUGAGCGUUUUUGGCUUGUAAUGAAAGCAUUGAAGCUAAAGCCGCGCAAAAAAUUGUGAGCUCAAACGUAUGUCGCACGCUCAUCUUUAGACUGUUUCACUCAACGCCUUUGAAACACUGUAAAUGUUGUGAAAAAGAGCGUAUUAACUAAUUAAGUGUUUUUCAUUAAAUUAAAUUUCUAAAUUAAGCCAAUUAUUAGUGGUAAAGUCAUUAAAGUCAGUUUAUUAAGACAAUUAAUUUAAUUAUUUGAAAAUUUUAUGUGAAAUGGAAAUCGAUCGAAUUAAAAUAUAGCGCCUUUCAAAAGAGAGUGCGAGGGUGUGGAACAUAUGCUGACCGAGGGUUGAAGAAAGGCUGCCUCCUACAAAUAUGAGAUCACAGGAUAUAGUGCCGUCGAUUCUAUGGUGGUAGUAUUAAUCAUACUCCACUAAUUGUUCAAAAUAUGAUACCGAUGUUGAACAAAGCUCAUAAGGCUUGGUUUCUUUUAGGUUUGGGACCCAGAUGGGAUGAUUGCAAAAAUAUACGAAGUUGUCGAUAAUUUCAAUCGAGAAUAAUCACAGAUUAAACAGAUGUGUGAUAGGCUCAAAGCGCUUUCUCGAUUUGUAUAUGAGGAUCUUUUGAAUCAUAUCUUACAGUUUUUGACUCUACGGGAACCCGGUAUUUAAUUGAUCCAACCGACACACAUUACCUCUGUUGCCAAUCUAACCUAAACUAUUCCUAUUUGAAGUAAUUCUCUCUUCUGUGCCGAGCGUAUUGCUAUAAUUAAAAUGAAGUUUAUUAAAUUUUUAUUUGUAUGAGUGACAAUCAAAAUUGUGUGUGCAGAAAACAGAAGUAUUCAUUUCAAGUGUUCUUUCACAUAUUUUAUGUUUACAAAUUGCGAAGCCUGUGCACAAUUAUUUCGGCAAAAAAGCAGAUCAAUGACAACGUACAGCCACAGGCCAGCAGUAGAGCAGGCAUUUGGAAAAACUCCAUAUUUAAGGGCUUCACCUCGCGGUAUUCCGUUUGAAACGUCGUCAAGUUGCCGUAACGCACAGAAUCCUCCAUAGACACGGCUGAGAGAUGCCAAAACAGGCCAUGAUCGAAAAUGUGUAAUAUAUGUAGAUCGAGUAAUGUCUUGAAGGGAGAGUUCUCUUUCAUCGGUAUACCACCGCAAGCGGUCUCCACGGGUAUGUCCAAGAUAACAGCGCGUGGUCGUAGCAAAAACCGUUGUCUGUACAUAGAAAGCUGACACUUGUCAAAGAUUAAUAGUUGCGCAUAAUUGGGAUCGAGUGAAUCGCGGUAUGCAUUGAUCUCAGCCACAGGUUUCACUUUGAAGAGCUCUUCCACAAUGCUUGGUAUACCGUACAGUGGUAUGUACUUGUUGUCUAUAUCAGAGACGAGUACGGGAAUUUUUAAUGCGUGUAAAUCCUCGAAAGACUCAAUCGGACGUUCAUAUACUUCGGUGGUCAGUAUGCUGGAGAGACAUGUCAAAUAAAUUGAUGAGAUUACGAAGCCGCUAACAGUGAGCAGAAUACUUAGGAACGGCUGCAGCCGUCCACUUAUCAAAGCCAAUUCGAAAGCUGUCUGCAAGAAACUUCUGACCACCUCGAGCAUAAAAUAUUCGAAACGCCAAGCACCAGACUGUAAACGCCCGAUGAUCGUGGUAAAGGCAAUAACGAACACGAUUGUAGACACCAAGAGCAGCCACACAUAUGAAGAAAAUGGAGUGAAAAAGUAACGGUAUCUGGGUAUGGAACGUGGAUAACGCACUAGCAGAUAACCCAUAUAAAUGAAUACAGGGUGGGUUGUUGGUAUGAGCUCCGUGGCUAGGAACGCAUCAGCACAGAGAUCUAAAUUGCCCGAAAGCACCUCGAAAAUACAAAAUUUCGGCUCGUAAGUGUUAUUUGGCGGUACUGGCGGUUCGCUUAACACGAGUGUGGCGUUGUAACGCGCAGCAAACAAACGCAACAACUCCGGUAUCAUGCCUUUCAGCACAAGCUCGCCAUCUUGAUCCCUGUACAAGAUGGUACGUGGUGGAUUAUUGCCUAUACCAGCGCGUAUAGGCAUACCCUGUAGGUUUGGUGUGCGACUGAUUGCUUGUAGAUAUUUCGAAAGUGUUGUGUGAUGCACACGAAAAAUGGGAAAUGGCGUGUAGGUUAACAAUUCCACUGCUGUUUGGGACCAGGACUUCAAUAGUAAGACUUUUAAGAAACCAUUCGACCAGCACCAAUCGAACAGCCAACGCCAAGUGUGUGGAGCUGUCGAUGAGAGUUCCAGUGAGGUACUUGUUUGCUCUUCGUCUGCUAACGGCACAUGGAUGAACAGUAUAUGUGUGUAUUGCCAACCCUGCAACAUUUUUCGGAGGCUCCCUAGCUGCGCUUGCUGCGCCGUGCUGUCGCGUGCAAGUAGCACGAUCACCAGCGUAUUCGAGUGAUAGAACCCUUUGAGUUUCACGGUGUGGUUUCCAUUGAGACUGAGUUUAGGUGCAUCUAAUUGCUUAAUUAGUUGAUUGCAGAGUACAUUGUAUUCGGCGCAGUAGAUUAAUUGAGUGCGUGUGCUGAUUUUACGACUUAAUGAAGUUAUAAAUUCGUUCGGCGGUACUAUGUGUGAGCUUAAUAACGAAAUCAAUAAAGUGCGACCGAACAAAGUGAAGUACAUUUUGUAACUGUACAGCUCAUAGCGACCCCGCUGCAUUAAAUUGCAAUGCGAGACAGGCAGGUGUGGGCUUCAUAGAGAUGCAAUAGAGUAGCCCCUGUAAGUGCGUAUAUUGUUGUUGUAUGAUAAACCAAUUAUUAGACAUUGAAGUUCAAUUAUUUUAAUUACAACAAACAAUUAUCGAUGAACAGUCCAAAAGCGAUGACAGUAUUUAUACAGAAAUCUCGAGAGAGUGCUGUGCAUAAAAUUCAAUAUAUUUUACGGCUUUCUCCAAAGCGGUCUCAAGUGGCUCAUAAUACGCAACGCCUUUCAACGCUGGAAACCGCGAAUUUUCACUGUCAAAGGCGCCCGUAAAUAACUAUAAUUGUGUUUGCCUAAUAAUAGGCUGUUGCUUAUAAUUAAAGGUGUUACUUUAAGCGGUGAGUGUUGUGGUAGGUCUACCAUAAAUAAUCACCAAGUUACGCACAACACUUAUUUGAUUAUUUUCAGCUAUGAGGCAGCUCUCAUUACUACUUUGUAGCUAUCUGAUUUGCUAUGCGGAUGCAGAAGCCACAGGGUUGACGCAUGUUGUACAAACACUGAAUGCCAAAAUUAAAGCAACCACUACUAUAUUCUACACAACUACUCAUUCCAGCUUAGAUUUUCAAGCGGUCUUACAGCAACAACUGCCGCCAAAGAUUCUCGCCUCAGCAAAAGUUGCAACUCCAUUAGAGGACUUGUACAAUUCGCGUGUACUCACCGUGAUCUUUUUAGCGCCAACAUUUAUGGAGCAGCUACAGCAGUUACGCGCUUUGUUGCAUACCAACAGGCGCUUCACCCAUGCGCUCGUGUUGUUUGUAGCUUACGGGUACGAAGAUCAGCGCUGGCUCUUCGAGUGGUGUUGGCGACAGAAGUUCUUGCAUGUAUUGCUCGCAACCGAGCAAAACGCUACUGUAUUCAACACUUACACACCUUUUCCGCGCUUGCGGCUACUCAAUACAACACUGAACGCUUACUUCGAUGAACAGUAUGCACCAAGGAAUCUCAGAGGCUACGCCAUACGCUAUGAUGGUAGCUUUAGUCCACCGCGUUCGCUGAUAAUCGAAGACGCGCAGGGAAACGUGGUGCUUCAUGGCUUUUUACCACGUUUAACAGAACUGUUUGCGCGUCUACACAAUGCAACCCUGCAAAGAAAUCGACAGUCUAAGGUGUACAAAACUCGUGAAUGCCUGCAGAUGAUCGCGCGGAAGGAACUUGAUUUAUGCACCGAUUAUUAUUUCUUAGGCGAUGAGGUCUACCUGACUAAACCACUGUAUCUGUAUGAUGUUUACCUAAUGGUGCCUUGUGCACACCAGCUACCGGCGUUCUAUUAUUUCGCCGCGCCAUUUGCACUGCAAAUGUGGCUGUGGAUCGCGCUCACGCUCAUUUUGCUCACGUUGAUCUUGGCGUUGAUGUGCUGGUGGCGCUACUCUCGCUGGUGCGUUGAUCAAUUGUUUCUCGACUUGACAGCUUCUCUACUCUAUAUGCCGUUUCGUUUGCGUCCAUUUACCGGUUAUACUCAGCGUUUACUCUACUUGGUACUCGUGAUAAGCGGUUAUUUACUGUCCACAUAUUAUUUGGCGCUUCUCUCGAGCUUCUUUAGUGUGCAUAUUAAUGAGAGAGAAAUCAAAGAUCUUUCGGACUUGAAGCCACGUAAUAUUUCAAUUAUACUCCGCGAUAUCGAUCUUGGCUUGCUGCGCAGCUACAAUGCAUCGCUAGAAUUGCUUGAACGCACUCAAGAGAUGUCCUCGGAUGAGGUCUCGAGUAAACAGUUAGCAUUGGAUACACGCUAUGCCUACUUGUGUGCGGUCGAUAAAUGUAAUUUACUGCUUAAUCAACAAAAAUACUUGCGAAACUGCAGAAUGCGUAUAAUAAAACCGUCUAUUAUGACCGUGUGGGGUGGCAUUGUCAUCGGGAAUGAUACAUUUUUCGAAAAUCUACUAAAUGCCUAUUUAUAUCGCGUCUACGAAACUGGCAUUCAUAUGCAUCUACAGCGACAAAGCCAUGCAGAUGCAAUGCGUAUGAAUAUCACAAAAUAUUUUCACACGGAGAAUGUGGAGAGGGUGAAACCGCUAAAACUGGAAUAUUUUCAAAUCCCCGGUAUGGUUUUAACUAUAGGAUAUGCACUGGCUUUAAUGGCUUUCUUUAGUGAACUAGUGAAAUAUUAUUAUUGGAAAUAAGUUAUAUAGCAAGUAGCUGACAUUGUUCGCAUAAUCGUCUCUCUCAACUUUCUUUUUAUGAAAAAUACCACAAUUUAAAGCGACUUAAAAGAGCUUAUUGUCUAUAAAAUAUCAGCGCUUAAUGUCUAAAUUAUGUAUUGCAUGCUAAAAAGUGUUUUCAUAAUAAAAUAUAACAUUUGAAAAAAACUCUCCAAACUCUCCACAUUUACAACAUUCAAGGGAACAGCGUUAUUUCCACAAAUUAUUUUGCACGCCUUACUACUCAAGUUUUUGUUGAGUUUCCUCAGGUUUUUGUCAAGUCUCCAAACUCUCCACUAAAUAAUCAUUUCUAAUUUUUUAGUAUA